Messenger RNA from Saccharomycopsis crataegensis, 1104 nucleotides. RefSeq lists its product as uncharacterized. NCBI's taxonomy places the organism in Eukaryota, Fungi, Ascomycota, Saccharomycetes, Ascoideales, Saccharomycopsidaceae. The record is from RefSeq and is a predicted model, not a curated record. The transcript has a single exon. The coding region runs from base 1 to 1104 and encodes 367 amino acids.
AUGAAUAGAGACUCCACUUUGAACAAUGGCGAUGCUUUACCAGACAUGCUCCUCCAAACCGUGGAAUAUUUGAAGAGUCAAAAGAGGACCAAAUACGACCUCGAACAACAAAUUAUUAUGCUUCAAAAGAAUAACCAUGAAAUGAAAAACGAAACUUUGGUUUUAGUCAAAAAACUCGAAGAAACGAAAAGAUUAAAUGAAUCUUUGAUGCGUGAGAAUCAGUCAAUGAAAGGCUUAAAUGCCACUCUUGAAGGAAAAGUGCAGCAGUUGGAGCACCGCACAGAGUCAACAGAGACAGAGCGAAUGAGAUUAUAUUUGAAGUUCAGAAGGGCCAUUGAAUCCAAUCAAAAGAUUAGAAAAGCCUAUAUAGCAUUGAAGAUUCUGAUGAGAAAAAUUUGUGAUAGUGAAUUAGAAAUUGACGCAGUGGAUGACAUCAGUGCAUUAGAGGAAGAUAUUCUUGAUAGUUUAGAUGAAUUAAAAAUUAGAGACAGAUGUACAGUUUUGAAUUAUGGCACAGGUAAAAAGAACCUGUCAAUUACUGAUGGUGAUAAUCUAAACGCACCCAAGUUGUUGGAAUUGCCGUUGUCAAGAUCCAGUUCAAUCAUGAAAACGAAAAACACAAACUCUAGAGAGAAUCAUGCAAAUAAUAAACCAAAAUUCAGGAGGAAUACUAACAUCGAGCUGAAUACUUCUAUAAGCAGAGACGAUAUUUCAAUAUCAACAGGUAACACUGGAUUUGAAUUUUCGUUGCUUCAUGAAAUUGAUUCCCCCAAUACUACCCAUGAGGAUCUAACAAGACCAAGAACUGUGACUGUGAAGAUUGUUUAUUCAAAAAAAAGUUUUAAACGGAAAGAAACGCCCGAUAGGAUCCGCAGCAUUGAUGACUUCGUUUCGAGUUUUGAUUCAAGAAUGACAUUUGACGAACUUUUCGAAGUGUAUGAAUCCUGGUUCAGGACGCGUUACAUGGAUGAAGCCAGUCACGGAUUUUCAAGGUGGAGGUACUUCUUUGAGAGUCUGAUGAUUACAUCCUACGAUCUACCUCUUGGGAUGAUUGUUCAUGGUAAGGACAGAGUAGUAAUAAUUGAGCUGAGUAGAUAUUACUAA